CCUCUCUCCCCCCUUUCUCCCGUAAUCAUCAGCAUCAUCCGGCUGGCAUCACCCAUUCUUGUCAUCGUCGUCGUCGUCGAUCUUUUAAUUGCCAGCACCAUCGCCUCCCCCACCACCGCCGACCCUUUCCGAUUCUUUCGUCGCAUGCACAGAUCGAGCUCGCCGUUGUCGCCCACGCUGCGCAGCAAUCAUGGCUAACGAACGCAGCGUGUACUCGUCUGGCCAGUUCAUGAACCCAGGCCCGGCGCCACGACCCCCAACCGAUCGUCCUCGUCUCGCCCUCACGCCAAACAAUAACCUCCCCGGCAACCUUCCCGGCAAUAUGGCCAACAUGGCCAUCUCCCCCAUCAGGAGCACCGCGACCUCGACCUACACCGGCUCCACCAUCUCGCUCCCCAUCGCCCGCCAGCAGUCCAACCAGAACGACGGCAUGGGCGGUGUCGCCGUGAAGAAGGAAGGAUGGGCCUCGGUCAAGGAGUCCAAGAACUUCAUCAACCCUUGGAAGCAGAAGUACCUCAUCCUGAGAAAAGAAUCGCUCGAUUUCCACAAGACCGAGGGCGGCAAGGUCUCGUACACCCUCUACCUGAAGGACGUCGUCAACGUCGGCCGAGUCGAGGCCGCCGGCACCAUCUUCGAGAUUAAGAGAAACCCUAGUGGCUCGUCAAACAGCCCUGGCGAAGACGACGGCCAGACCAAGACCCUGCAGAUUCGCGUCAAGAGCGACGACGAUUUGUACGAAUGGAUCGACCUCAUCUACGGCGCCUGCCCUGGAAUGGGUGGUGUCAGCAACCCCACAAACUUCUCUCACGCCGUCCAUGUCGGCUUCGACCCCCAGACCGGUGAGUUUGUCGGCUUGCCGCCCGAAUGGUCGAAGCUCCUCAACUCGUCGGCCAUCACCAAGGAGGACUACGAGCGCAAUCCCCAGGCCGUCUUCGAGGUCCUCGACUUCUACUCCGACCUGACCAAGCGAGCCGAGAACCCUCAGCAGUACUCCAGCCUCACCCCGACACCUCCCGCCAGCAGUCAGCAGAACAAGCAGCUCGGUUAUGGCGGCGGCGGCUCCUCCGUUGCGCCCCCGAGGCCCAUGCCGCCGUCACAGGCCCAGCGUCAGCCCAGCUACAACACGCAGCCCUCGGCUCAGGGUCAACAACAACGGCGGCCGUCGCCCACGGAGCAACAGCAGCAACGCCAGCAGAUGCAGGGCAUGGCUACCAACUAUCAAUCCGAUCCGCGCGAAGAGCAGCGCUUGAGACAGCUCGAGGCCCAGCGCGCCCGCGAAAGGGAAAUCGAAGAACAGAAUCGCCGCGACCUCGAGGUCUUCAACUCGUCCAUCCCCAAGACCAAGACACCCAUGGCCCAGCAGGAGAUCGGUGGCUUCAGCGGCAGCUCGUCCAUCCCCCAGACAGACAGAUACAACCCUUCAAGGGCAGCCCCCCCGGCGCCCAAGCCAUCACAGCAGCAACAGGUCAACGGCCUUCGUGCGCAGCGGCCCGCCCCUUCACCGCCGACUGCCGGUACCCCUACACGUCCCACCAUGUCUUCCCAGCAGAGCUCGAGUUCCAUGCGGGAUCCCAACCAAGCCCAGCGGGUGCCCCGGCCAGACCAGUCGUCCAGCCAGCAGCAGCAGCAGCGCUAUCCCAACGGCAGCCCACAGCAGUCUAGGCAGCCUCCCCAGGCUCAGGCCCCGCCGCCAUCUCGCCUACCUGCUCCUGUUAAGCCUCUCAAUGUGUCCAAGGCUCAGCCCGCGCCGCAAAGCGAUGCUGUCAAGGCCGCGGAAGCAGCUCUCACCGCCAAGCCACCUGCGCAAGAACGCAAGCAGGACGUGCGCAUGUCCACCAUGUCUGAGAGUGAAGUCAUGGCUAAGCUCAAGGAGGCCGUUUCCAAGGACGACCCGAAUCUUUCCUACUCCAAGCAAAAGAAGAUUGGGCAAGGUGCUUCCGGUUCCGUCUAUGUCGCAAAGGUCAAGGAGGGUGCCGUUUCGCCCAUUGCUCGUGAUGUUCUGCGGGCUCAGGGCCUCAAGGCCCAGGUUGCGAUCAAGCAGAUGGACCUCGCUCACCAGCCCCGGAAAGAGCUUAUUGUGAACGAGAUCAUGGUUAUGAAGGACAGCAGACACUGCAACAUUGUUAACUUCUUGGACGCCUUCUUGCGCAACAACAACGCCGAACUUUGGGUCGUCAUGGAGUACAUGGAGGGUGGUGCCCUGACUGAUGUCAUCGAUAACAACCCUAGCAUCACAGAGGAGCAGAUUUCCACCAUUUGCCUCGAGACGUGCCGUGGUCUGCAACAUCUCCACUCCCAAAACAUCAUUCAUCGCGAUAUCAAGAGUGACAACGUGCUCCUGGACGCUCGUGGCAACGUCAAAAUUACCGACUUUGGUUUCUGUGCCAAGCUUACCGAGUCCAAGUCGAAGCGCGCGACGAUGGUCGGAACGCCUUACUGGAUGGCGCCCGAAGUUGUCAAGCAGAAGGAGUACGGCCCCAAAGUAGACAUCUGGUCAUUGGGCAUUAUGGCUAUUGAGAUGAUCGAGUCGGAGCCGCCGUACCUGAAUGAGGAGCCCCUGAAGGCCCUGUACCUGAUCGCCACCAACGGCACACCACGCCUCAAGAAGCCUGAGAAGCUGAGCAAGGAGCUCAAGGCCUUCUUGUCGGUUUGCUUGUGCGUAGAUGUCAAGAGCAGAGCGUCCGCCGAUGAGCUUCUCCAGCACGACUUUCUGAAGCACGGAUGUCCGCUGGGCAGCCUAUCAGAGCUCCUCGCCUUCAAGAAGCAUGCCAAGUAAAUUGGCGAGUGCAAGACGCCGCCGCAACGCGGCAAUGGGCGUAGAGACAGCGGUUGCCUGGGACGACCUAUGACCCCUUUCACCCCGAGGGCGGCGAUGGCAUCUUGUAUCGCUUUCCCGACCCACGCAAAACAAUCCAAAAAGUACAAGAGAACCUACCAACCAUUCGACCUCGCACCAAGUCGGGCACAUUUUCCACCCAUUCACACGACGUACUCAUGAAAAUUUCCAUUUCUAUCGACGCGGAUAUCCUCGACACCCUCCGACUCAUGCGAGACGAGAAACGCUUUGCUCGUCGCAUCAUGACGGCGGCAUGAGAAUUCUGGUUUGUGUUUUUUUUUUGUUCUGCUAAUGGUCUCGGUCACAUUGCAUAGUUGUUUAGUCACUGAAGGGGAAGGGGGAGAACGGUAAUUUAGAGGGAAACGAUGGAUCCGUGACAUCUCCGUGGUUUACACUGAGCAGAAGGGAAAAGGCGGGCGGGUGGUUAGGGGGGUCCAGGGACAGAGGUGACGGGCGCUGUGAACUGGCUGAGUCUCGACGGAAGCAUGAGAACCUAGAAGGAGUCGGACAGCACCGAUAGAUAGUCUCAAAUGAAAAGGAUCAACAGACGCGAGACGAGAUCCUUUGGUAACGAAGCCGUGUGAGUUUGCGGUCAGUUUGUACG
Molecule: messenger RNA, 3440 nt
Organism: Colletotrichum destructivum
Lineage: Eukaryota; Fungi; Ascomycota; Sordariomycetes; Glomerellales; Glomerellaceae
Product: Putative serine/threonine-protein kinase, active
Exons: 3
Coding region: 191-2776 (861 amino acids)
Biological process (GO): intracellular signal transduction; regulation of MAPK cascade; protein phosphorylation
Cellular component (GO): cytoplasm
Molecular function (GO): ATP binding; protein serine/threonine kinase activity
Source: RefSeq, a predicted model, not a curated record